UGCAGAGGAUGUAUUUUGAUGUCAACGAAGCUCAUGGACAACGAGUCUCCUCACCAACUAUAUAUUCAAAACUACUCCUGCGCAUCCUCUUCUUGCUUGGUAUUGAGAAAAUGGAUUUUUGAUCCCCGUCGAGAGCAACAGCUUUGUCAGAAGGAUCCGCUUUUCCGGCAGUUCGUCUUUCAACAAGCAGUCUCUGAUGUGAAUGAGGGAAGGUUGAAAUGCUGUCAGAAGCUGUAUCAAUUGAAGGCGAUGCAGAAUGAAGGCAAUGCCGAAGAAUUUCUGGAAAUGUGUCGCAAGAUGUCAGGAUACAAUGAGAUAGCGUUUCCACCUUGUACUUGUCCUACAAGGAAAGCUGGAGAUGUUAUUGUCGUUGUGCGAUUUUCCUCUCUCAUCCUCACAUCUGAUCCUCCUAAUGAUGAGGUAACCAUUUUUCGACGACUUCAUUUCAGUAUGGAAGAAGGCGGCAGGUCUUUUCAGUUCAUUUUCAAGAGGGGAGAAAAACGAGCGAAAACUAUCAAACUUCUUACUGCUUACGUAAGUUUGUUAACGCUCGCUGAGUACAUGGGUGAGUGUUUUAACCAGGUUGACUUUGAACGUCGGGUGGCAAACAACUGGAAGUCGUCGAGACGACUCAUAAGUGACUCCGUAGAGUCUAAUUCGGAUCAGAGUACGGAGAUUUUGAAUGGAGGAGCUUAG
Messenger RNA from Cylicostephanus goldi, 696 nucleotides. Lineage: Eukaryota; Metazoa; Nematoda; Chromadorea; Rhabditida; Strongylidae. The record is from the annotation of a GenBank genome assembly.